Molecule: messenger RNA, 345 nt
Organism: Rotaria sordida
Lineage: Eukaryota; Metazoa; Rotifera; Eurotatoria; Philodinida; Philodinidae
Source: the annotation of a GenBank genome assembly
AUGUUUAAUGAAAUUGAAUUUCGAAAAGAUUCUCAAGAUUGUUAUUUAUCACGUCCAUGUAUACAUAUGGAUUGUAUUAAAUGGGUUAAGCGUGAUAGUUAUUUAUCUGUUGAUAGUCAUGGUCUUAAAGCUGUAAGAAAAGCUAAAUUACAUUAUAAUUCAAUUGAAAUUAAUCCAGAACAUAUGCGUCGUUUAGCUGUUGAACAAUCACAAACAUUAUCAAAUGAUUCAGUAUCAUAUGUUGUUGCAAAAUAUUAUUUAUAUAUGAAAUAUGUUCAUACAUUUAUUUUUGCACUUGGAACAAUUAUUCCAAUGAGACCAGAUGACGUACUGCGAAAAGGUUAA